Messenger RNA from Olea europaea var. sylvestris, 832 nucleotides. RefSeq lists its product as uncharacterized. The coding region runs from base 103 to 591 and encodes 162 amino acids. NCBI's taxonomy places the organism in Eukaryota, Viridiplantae, Streptophyta, Magnoliopsida, Lamiales, Oleaceae. The transcript is spliced from 5 exons. The record is from RefSeq and is a predicted model, not a curated record. Gene Ontology annotation, cellular component: chloroplast inner membrane; chloroplast thylakoid membrane.
CAAAAGGCAUGUCAACCACGCCCUUAACUUGUGAGGCUAACUCUAAAAUCUUCGAUCAGACUUCACUCCUCUCUAUCUAGCACACAGUUGAAAUUUUGAAGGAUGAAUGCCCUCGCAUCUGUUCGGAGUCCGCAGACUCAGUUCCUACCUGGUACUCCUCCGGUGCUAGCGGACAAAUCUCUUCAUUCCAAUUUUUUAGCAUUCAUCCCUACCUCUGAGAGAGGCGCAAAAACUUCGAAGUGCAGGAGGUCAUUGAAAAUUCAAGCUAGUGGGGAUGGCAGAGGAUCUGGUAGCACGAGCAUAUUUGUUGGUGGCUUUGUACUGGGAGGGCUUGUUGUUGGAGCAUUGGGUUGCAUAUAUGCUCCCCAGAUAAGCAAGGCACUAGCAGGAGCAGAUAGAAAAGAUUUGAUGAGAAAGCUCCCAAAAUUUAUAUAUGAUGAAGAGAAAGCUUUGGAGAGGACACGCAAGAUACUAACCGAAAAGAUUGCCCAGCUGAAUUCUGCCAUAGAUGAUGUUUCAGCUCAACUUCAUGCAGACGAUGAACCGAAUGGAGCAGCAGUAGCGCCCGACGAACUCGAAGCUUCCAUAUGAUACAUACUUUGCAUUCUGAAACUGAAAUAAUUAGCAGAUGUUAAAUCUGACUUCCAAUGGUGUCUUAAAUAUGUGGUUUACAGUUUGAUAUUCAUAUUUGGAAUUCUUUCCACUACUAUGUAUAUAUUGCAGAGUAAGAAGCCCAGCUAUUAAAUUUGUUAGGAAAAUGUUCAGACUAUCAUCGUAUUUUCUCAACUAUAUGCCUAAAUUUUGAAAAAGAGCGUCUCAUUUUUAAUAGUAA